AUGGCGAAUCUACGGUUCGCGGUUAGCAUGCAACGGUUGAUACCGUUUCUGGGCUACCACCAUGUGCUCAUGAUCCUGAUAGCCAUUGCUAUAAUCCUACUAUCAUUACUACUAGCAGGCUGCUCGUCUACCUCCCCGCUAAUACCGGGCAUCUUCCUCAUUUCAAUGUGGUACGAAAAGUACACACCCACCUACUCCACCGAACAAGUCGAUCCCGGUGUCACCGCAGCAAUCGCGAAUAUUGUCGGCAAUGCGCAGCUCGCAGUGCGCGUUGGGUACUUCGGCAUUUGCAUAAAUAAGGAUGGCGGCGACUACAUCUGCUCGAACAACGCAACUGCGCUUGUCGACGGUGUGUCGGUCGACCAAGACCCGCUCAACCUGGUGUGGGUCGCCUCAACUUUCAAGGAUGCCGUCGUAUUCCCCUACCUUCUCAUCGUCGCCAUCAUUCUCGCCUUCUUCACAUUCAUCCUCCUCGCGACAUUCCCCGGCUGGCACGAAGAGAGAGACGAGCAUACCGGUUCGGACGUCGAUGUCAAGCCCUUCCCGUCAAGACCAGUCUCGCAGGUUGCGCUCGCGCUCAUCUUCAUCGCAUCCAUCUUCGUGCUCGUUUCCGUGCUAUGGCAGCAUACCGCAUCCGUAGCCGCAGCGACAAUCGUGCAAGACCUGGGAAACGGUAGCGUGAAGUCGGGCGUCGGGACAAGCGCGAUGGUACUCGGCUGGUUCGGCUUCGUGCUACUCAUAAUAGUAACCAUCGGGUUGCUAGUCAUGAUACUGAGUAUCAUCGUGCUGGAUCGGUUGACCGACAACGACUAA
Messenger RNA from Trematosphaeria pertusa, 813 nucleotides. RefSeq names its product membrane fusion mating protein FIG1. The transcript has 3 exons. The record is from RefSeq and is a predicted model, not a curated record. Bases 1 to 813 code for a protein of 270 amino acids. Gene Ontology annotation, cellular component: membrane; mating projection tip. Gene Ontology annotation, biological process: conjugation with cellular fusion. Lineage: Eukaryota; Fungi; Ascomycota; Dothideomycetes; Pleosporales; Trematosphaeriaceae.